GCAAACGUAUUUUGCUAUUUUGACACGAAAAAUCCGAGAAUUCAUUACAAUAUUUCCUAUUAAAGUAUUUUCUGCACGAAUUUUCGUCCACCAGAUGUCACGACAUAAUCUCCUAGGUGACCAAAUAGUUUGUCUGUCGAUUGCAAAUGGCGCAGGAGAUAUGCCGGGAUUUUGUUGCGUCCCAGGAUGUACGAAUCGCGGACGUCCCUACUCGUUUCACAAAUUUCCAAAGGAACCGUCUCUACUGGGAAAAUGGAUUGAAGCUAUAAGAAGAGAUCCCGGACCUUAUUUUACAAUAACCGAAUAUACUCGUGUUUGCUCUGCACAUUUUACCUCAGACGAUUACAGAGAUACACUCUUGGGUGAAAGAGCAAGGUUAAAAACAAAUGCUGUGCCAUCUGUAUUCAAUUGGGGUGUAAAAGAUAUUAGAAGAGGACGUGGUCAUCGUAAUUCAAGGACAAGAAAAAUUGAAAGGCCAGUCUCUGGUGACGAAUUCAAUCAGAUAAAAUCCGAAGAUCUGACAGCAAUAAAUAAAAUAUCACCUUAUAGACAAUCAAAAGCUGUAGAAAAAUUUUCUAGAUUCAUGAUAGGAAAUGCUUCAAGUGAGAAACUGUUAGAAGAAGCACUUAGGCUCAAAAGAGUUGUUCACGACACAAAAGUGGGCAAAUAUUCUUUCACAUCAGAGAAUUCAUCUCAUGAUAACAUAUUGUCGGAAAAUCUCCACGAACUACUAGUACCUGAAGUUAUUUUGGAAGAGAAGGAGACGGAAUUUAAUUUUAAAGAAAGAAUCAGGUGUGAAAAAGGCACACAGGCUGGAAGUAGUUUAGAUUUCAAAGACGUCGAAUGCCAAACAGAAAAUUUAUGUACUUGCCAACACGUUAAUGAUUGUUAAGUGUUUAUAAUAUCUAGAAAAUGCAUAUCAAUACAAUACCAGAGAAAGGUAAAUUUGAUAUUCUUUAAAAUAAUUUUCAUAUUGUAUAGAAAUAUUCAUUUUAUUAACACUAUACAGUUGGUCAAACCAAACUUAAAUAAGAAAAUAAAUAUUUAUUGAUUCACACUAAAAGAAGAGGACUAUCUUUCAGUUUUAACAGUUCUAUGUAUAUAUCUGAGACAUAGUCUCUUUUCUCACUCACUCUUUUUCAAAUUUCCAUUAGAUAGGAAUUAAGAAAACCAUCAGAUAUUCUGAUUGUGUAAACUUGCUUCUUCCAACUAUGUGACUUCACGAUUGGUGCAACAUUUUAAAUGCCUACUAAUAUUUGAUUGUAAAUAAUAUAUUGUAAUUUGUUAUUUGUAGUCCUUUACAAAGGAGGACUUAAGUCAUAUCUGUUCACUAAUUGUUGUCGAAGUUUGUUAGAAAAAUGGUGUAUUAUUCAACAUGGUAUUUUGCUUAAUGGCUGCCAAAUAAUGUUUCAGCUUGAUUUUAUUUUAGAUUUAUGGAGGCCAUAGGUAAAGCACUAAAUCAGGUAGCAAUAACACCAUUUAUAAUGUUUUCACUUAAGAGGAAACAAUAAACAAAUGUUAAAAACCUUGUAUUUUUGCUCAAUGGCUUGAAACUUUAAAACAUUUUAGAUAUUCAGAUGAAAUUGAAAUGUUAUUUUAUUACAGAAGUAUUUGAAAAAUAAAAAUAGUUAUCUGUACCACAAAUGAAUGUAAAUUUAAUCAAAUUCCUGUUUAAACAUACCUCCAAAAACCGAAGAGGCCACAUUUACACAUUUGAAUAUUUAUUAUCAUAGAAACAGUAGAAUUUGAUAGUUUUUUACAUUCACUUGCUAUACAAUCCACAGCUAUUGGGAUAGCAAUUUUCAGAAACAGUUUAAAUUAGACGUCUCUUAGUAUUGUGAUAAUUAUGUGAAGAUUAAAGAUUUUUUUUGUACGGUUGUUUAUUUUAUUAUUCAUGAAAUGUUAUGAAAAUGAGAGUAUUAAAUGUUUUGUUGGAUUCUUUUGGAGAUAUAAUUUCUGUUAACAUAGUGAUGUAUGUUUCAAAUAUUUUGUUUGAGUAAAGAAAAAUACAAAUUGUUGAUAAUAUUAGAAUAAACUUGUCCAGUUGAUUAAGGAGAGUGUUUGUUUUUUUGGAUACAUUGUUUUUGACUAUUUGUAUCUAAAUAUAUUUAAAAAGAUUGAGCAUUUCAAACUCUUGGGAAAAAAUGUUAAAUCUCUAAAAUAUGUAAUACAGGUUUUAUUACUGAUAUAUUUGCAAUGUUGCAGACUGGCAUAUCAAAAAUUUUAUUUGAGCAUCUCCCAGUCUUGUUAAAAUUGUUUUAGAUAAUCGGUUGUAUCAAAAAUAUUUU
Molecule: messenger RNA, 2288 nt
Organism: Centruroides sculpturatus (bark scorpion)
Lineage: Eukaryota; Metazoa; Arthropoda; Arachnida; Scorpiones; Buthidae
Product: THAP domain-containing protein 1-like
Exons: 2
Coding region: 95-892 (265 amino acids)
Source: RefSeq, a predicted model, not a curated record